Molecule: messenger RNA, 2874 nt
Organism: Hydatigera taeniaeformis
Lineage: Eukaryota; Metazoa; Platyhelminthes; Cestoda; Cyclophyllidea; Taeniidae
Source: the annotation of a GenBank genome assembly
AUGAUUGAUCUAGUCACUAGAAAUUCCGAGAGUCUCUUCAACUUUUUUGUCAUUUAUGAAAUUGAAAAAAGCUUAACCAGGUUUCUUUUUCCUAUUUCCACUGGCCGCGAAUUCGUAGACCGUCUCAUUGAGUUUGGUCCAGGCUGUUGUAGAGAGCCUCGUUGCGGGGAGUUUUACAUCCUUCUCUUCACUGAUAAUGAAGGUCGAUCCGAAUAUGCCCACUGUCUCCAAACUAUCGAAGACAUUUUUAUUUGUUUUACCAGUUACCUACCAUGGUUUGAGUGCUUCCAUCGUCUAUUGGAAGAAGUCAAAUCGAAGGAGCUUUAUAAACACGAUCAACUUUCUAUACUUCAACAGUUUAUUUUAAAGUUGUAUGGCUUGAAGCCUCCACCAGCUGAGAAGAAUGCCAUUUCCAUUCCAUACCCACUACCCCAGACUCCAAGUACGCAAUCCAAAGUGCGUAACCUUCCUAUGGUAAGCUAUGGUAAUUGUUGUUUUUGGUCGCUCAUCCAUACGUUCGUACAUUCGUUGGUUCGGGCACGCAAAUUUAUUGCCUCAGAAGCGCUCUCACACAUACAGACCGACGUAGUUUUUGCUUUCGAGUUUAUCCUUUUUCGUGCUUCCUCUUGGCAGGAUAUUCGAUUACCCAUACCAAACCCCAACAACCCUCACUUUUUGAAGGCUCUUGAACACUAUUAUUCAUUGGAGCCCCAUCAAUGGGUAGACAUUUUUACCAGUAUGCUUUUGGAGAAGAGCAUUCUCUUCUACUCAAAGAGUCGACAACGCCUAACCUACUGUAUUAUCGCUGCAGUCUCACUGCUCCAUCCUCUCUCAUGCCUUCAAGCAGGGGAUGAUUCUUUAUUUUUGGUUAAGGAAGCCAAACCUUACAUCACCUACGCUACCCGUGUAGUGGAUCUUGAUGGCCAACAAAUCUACGCAAACGUACCAGAGGAGGAGUUGGACAAUGAGGACGUCCCUGCACCCAUCCUAGAUUUCUUUGGGCUGCAGUUCUCCGAUGGCAGUCGCUUCCUUAAAUCGGCAAUGAACACAAAGAGCCACGAAUUCGCAUCAUGGAAGACCUCCCAGCUACCAGUGCAGAAUUUCCUAUUUCAUCAGGCUAAACCCUUCUUUGCCAUCAUCGUCAAUCUCCUAGGUUAUUGGGUUGCUAAUGACGAGAAGAUUUAUAUAAUUAAGGAUGGGAUUGCAAUAGUCCUCUCCUCUACUUCCGUCCACAUAAUCACCUUCUUUAUGAUCGUUCCUUUAAUCGCUCGAGUGACCGUCUCUCAUACUUUAGACGAUGAGUUCCCAGGCGUAAGUUGCUAUGACAAUGAUCUUCUUAAGAGCAUUAGUUUUUUCCUUGUAGGGUACUUCCGCGAUUGCAGAGAUUCAGCUGGUCACGUGGAUUUCCAACAGAUGAUCGCGUGUCAGGAUUGCCCACAAUUAAAAACUUUCCUUCAGCGACUGUACGAGUCUCAGAUGGUCCAUUGUUUCCUGGAUGAUAGGCUGGCUAAGCACACAGUUGACGAAUUUGACGUUCAGGCUCGCCUCCUCUCCGACAAGUGUAAGGAACGUCUUCAACAGAGUGGCUCCAAUAAACCUAACUUUGGGGAUUCUCGAUGGAUUGAGUGCAAGCGCCCAAUCACCACCAAUGGGACAAUUAACAAUUUGCGCAUUCGACGCAAAUUUGGCCAUCAAUUUUUCAAGUUGACUUCUAAGGGCGCUUCGAAAGCAUCUCGCUCCAAAUCAGAGAAAUCGAGCUCGCGACCAGCGCAAAAAGAAGCAGCUAACGGUUUCUCAUCGACUCCCUCCAUUCCGCACUCUCGUAGCACCAAUGGAGUCAAUUCGGCGCGUGAGAGUCUUAUCGUCGCACCUAACGCCAUUGCAGCGUCUAAUCCGCUCUUCCAUCGCCAUAUCUCCUCCCUCAACACACCACGGGAAGACCUUAGCUUCCGAAUGUUGGGACAUCGAUUCACCUCCAAAUCCCCUCAUUUCCACAAUAGCGGCUCUGCCGAGAGUCGACAACGCGUCACUGCUCCAGUCACCGCCUAUCGCCCCAUCCGCCCGCAGCAGAACGCUCGAACGUUCACUCCCAAAACCGCAAUGGCAACGUCAUUUAGUGAACGUCUUCCGUCGCCCGUGGAGUGUCUCAACGUCUCACAGAGCAUCCCAGUCGAGGGACCAGUCAGAGAGACUCCAAUCACUCCCACCACUGUCUCGCCCCGGCCACCGAUUCCGCCGAAGAAUUUUACUCUCUUGGCCAACGAUAAGCAAUGCCACCGCACCACUGCACCCCCACCCGUCCCACGGCGCAACUUUCAAAACGCUGUCCCCUCCGCUCCCUUCUCAGACUUCUCCUCCUCCUACUCGGGGAGUUUCAAGCCCCCCAGCCACCACAGAGGCACGAACGCGUCCCCUCCAGCUCUACCUCCGCGUCGCGCCUCCCUUCAGCCCAUCAAUCGGUCCCUUUCGCCAUCAUCAGCAGCACACCCAGCGCCAGUAGUGAUGACUAGCUUCACCUCCGUCACUUCUACCUCGACGAAAUGCGCCAGUUCCACGCCUGACUUGUUGGACGAGGUGGGUAGCGGUGCUGGAGGCAUAGGUGGAAGCAUCAGUAGUGAGUCGAUACUUGCCAGCAGCGCCUCGGUUCGAACGGUGGAGAGCGCUAAUGGAAGAGAUUGUGGUGGUGGAGGCAAUAUUGAUGGGGAAGCUGGUGAUAAGCAACUAGCGAUUCUGGCAUUUCGGUCACCAGGUUUUAUCUCACGUUCAAAUGAUAGUUGUGAGUGGCUCUUUUUGUUGUCAUUGCUGUCUUUUGUGGUUUCAUUCUUAGAGUCCAUUAAACCCCGUAAUUUUGUGAUUGGAGCCUUAAAUACUUGA